This is a messenger RNA of Chelonia mydas (Green sea turtle), 7132 nucleotides long. RefSeq names its product hornerin. The coding region runs from base 2994 to 6830 and encodes 1278 amino acids. Lineage: Eukaryota; Metazoa; Chordata; Testudines; Cheloniidae. Gene Ontology annotation, molecular function: RNA polymerase II cis-regulatory region sequence-specific DNA binding; DNA-binding transcription factor activity, RNA polymerase II-specific. The record is from RefSeq and is a predicted model, not a curated record. Gene Ontology annotation, biological process: regulation of DNA-templated transcription. The transcript is spliced from 7 exons.
GCGCAGGCGGCGGCGCUCGCUGCCCCACGUCCCGCUCCGCCCAGCGCGCACCGAGCCGGCUGCGCCCGGGGCCCCGCGGGGCGAGCGCCGGGAAUGCGGCGCCAGCCCAGGGGCCCCGGUAACUGGGAGAGCCGCGGGGGGCGGCACCCGGGAUCGGGCAGGGGAUCGGGGCCGGGGCCGGGUCCGGGUCCCUGUGCCUGGGGAAGGGCAGGGACGAGGGCUCCCCCCGUCCCAGGUGGCCCUGACUUUCCGGAGAGAGCGCGGGGAGGUGGUCACAGAGCUGUGAGGAAGGGGAGAUGCCAUGUGGCGACUGUCCAGGGGGAUGAUACAUUGGAGAGGAUGCAGGGAAGAGACCUGCAGAGUUUGAGGGCUGGAGAAAAUGCCCUUGAGUGACCAGCAUAAAGAGCUAGAUCCAUCUGGUUUACCAAAAAGCAGACUCAGUGUCUUAGCCAAUAAUCACAUGACUCCAGGAACUGGGAAUUCGAGGAAAACACCAGAUAGAGGUUGAAAACGUGAGAGCCUCAUCGCUUUCAUUUGUCCAUGAGAAAGUGAAGUGGGUGUGCGAUCAUGAUCUCUAAGUACCAACCUGGGGUCGAAAGCCUGAGUAGAGGGCUUUUCAACCCAGCAGGGGAAGUCAGAGAGGAUCCAGUGGCCAGAUGCUGAAGCUGGAAAAAUUCAGAUGAGAGAGAAGGUGGAAAUUUUUCACUGAGGGUGAGUAACCAUUGCAACAAUUUACCAAGGGCUGCGGUGCAUUCUCCAGCACAUGAAGCGUUUGCAUCAAGAUGGCUGCCUUUCUAAGGGAUCUGCUCUAGUCUGGACAUGGUGAAGGAAUCAGUGGGUGAUUCUCCGGCCUGUGCUGUGCAGGGUCAGAAUGGCCCUUUGGCCUUAAUAUCUGUUGGGCUAAGACAACAUGGGAAAUGGGGUGUUUGGUGGAAAAUACCUUGUUUUUAAAGAUCUUAGACCGUUUAAAAUGGAAGGGUCGUUAGACUAUUGUGGAAAAUCCAGUGUCAUCCUCUUUUGGGAGUAAGAAAUGGGAGGUUGAAGAUGUCCUUCACUUACUUUGUAGUUUUCCAGUUUCUUAGUGAUUGUAUAAAAUGGGAACAGAGACCUUUAGCUGACAUUAAGUGACAUUUUGUUCUGUGUGAAUUAGUCUUAGGAUGGGCUAGGUACCACCUCUGUGUUAAUAAAGUACUUUAUAAAAACGUAGAGCGCAGGCCAUAGAAUUAUUAUGUUAUAAUGGUUCAAAAAAGAAACUUUUACAAAGGUGACAAAAUAAACCACUUACUCACCUUAUAUGUUUUUUUGUCAUGUGCUGAAUCUACGGAGAACAAUUUUAUUCCUGCCAGGACACUGAAAUCCCAACAUAAAGCAGUAGGUCAAUGCCCAAGUUUUUUAUGAGGAUUUGUAUAUAUGGUUUUCGCUGCUUAGUUAUGACACCAUUUAGUAAAUGUUUCUAAGGAAUAAAAAGCUUUGCAAAAACCCCAUUGCUUUUCUUACCUAGUGUUUAUUUCUGCUGCUAAACAAAAGUAUCGUUUCCUUCCUUUUUCACGCUUUUUAGUUAGAACAUCGUAACGAUGGCUGCAUUGGGAUAGAUACAGAGAACUCUCUUAUGCUGGUCUCUAUCUUCUGUAGCAUACUAACUGGUCGAGACGGUAGACUUCAAAGAAUCUUUGUCCAAUCUGCUGUCAAGCACAUCCUCACAGCCGCUGACGUUCAGAUUGCUGCAGCUGGAGGAGGAGUUCCAUGGAUGGGUGAACUCUAGGAGUGCAUUUAUCUCGGGGGGAUUCUCUUCAGAGCAGUGUGGCUGAGUGGACAGAGCAAUGGACUGGGACUGUUGAGACCUGGGUUGUCUUCCUGGCUCUGCCCCUCCUGCUUGGGUUUGCCUGGGCAACUAAUUUUCCCCUUUUUGUGCCUCAGUUUCCCCAUUCAUUAAAUGGGAAUCAUGCUCUGAAGUGCUUUGAGAUCUACUGAUGAAUAGUACCAGGGAUUAAAGUGCAGGGCUCCCGUCAGCUCCCAAUGGCCCAGAAUAUUCAAAGCCCUCCUCCUCUGUUGUGGAUGAUUCAGUUUUUCUCUAAAGUCAGACAUUCAGCAGCCGUUCUCCGUUUCCGCUGCUGACACCAUUUGCUGGCACAACUUGCUGCUGCCCUACCAUGAGCCAUGCCAAUGCUGGGAAGGGCAGAAGUUGGGGUUUGUGUCUCUGCGAAAUGCAGCAACAUCUGCCUUCCUGGGUCCCUUCGCUAGGCUGUGUGCCGGGGGCGGGAUGUCAUUUAAGCUACUGACACAAUUUACUUGUGGCACUACAUAAUGCUAAUGGGAUGACUCUUCUCCUUCGUGUACCUGGGACGGGGGCAAUAUGUUCUGGUGGUCGGGGGGGGCCACACGACAGCCAGUUCCCAGUAGCUCAGCCCCUUCUGUGUAUUACUGUAGCGUGGAAGGACCCCAGUCGUGGUAGGUGCUGCACAGAGAACGACAGCACUGCCCCUGCCCCCAGAAGCUCACAGUCCAAGUGCAAGGCACAGGCCAAGAGAUGGAUACUGAGCGAUGUGGGAGGACAAGGAGGUCAGCAGGAUGUGCACUAGGCUCAGCUCACCAGGGGCCUGUCUGGUUUUUUGUAGGGCUCACAGCCGAGGAGAGUUCUGUGGAGGGAUGUGAAGGUAGCUAACGAGGCUGCUGAAGGCUCCAGUUCCUGCAGGACUUGUGGUUGCACCCCUGCUGCUCUUCUGAUGCCCUGCGAACCUGACAGCACCUCAGCUGUAUCUUCCCGACAUCCUCUGGGGCACAGGGUGAUGCAGAGAAAUUGGUGUGGCCUGGUGGCCAGCGCAAAGGCUGGCCCUUAGGCUCUAUUCCCAGCUGUGGUGCAGGGCCUCUGCGAAUCCCCGGGGGAUCUGAGUAAUAAUAGGCUGUUGGGGGAGACUCCAGAGCUUUAGGAGUGAAUCCAGAGUGGCUCCUGGGGCAGCAGGGACCAUCUGGUCUGUGUCUGUGCAGUGCCUGGCAUGGGCGGCCGCUGGUCUGCCAGGGCUGCAGAGCCACGUCCCGGUUCACUCAUGGCUGCGGCAGAGCCCGCUCGGGGAAGGGACUCUCAGCAAGCUGCAGAAGGAUGCUCUGUCCCCCUGCCGGACCCGGCGUCCUGGGUGGAAGGGGAGAAUGUGUGGGUGCUGGAGCUGCAGCCCUACAGCGAUCCCAGUGCAGGUGAUGAAGCGGUAAAGCUGGAGCCGCAGGGGCCUUUCCUGAGAAGCGCUGUGAGGGCUGGAAAGCAGGAGAUGCCGAAGCCAGGCAUAGCAGGGAUGCUGGAGCCGGAGGGACCAUUCCUGAGAAGCGCUGUGAGGGCUGGAAAGCAGGACAUGCUGAAGCCAGGCGUAGGAGGGAUGCUGGAGCCGGAGGGGCGCUUCCUGAGAAGCACAGUGAGGACUGUAAAGCAGGAGGUGCAGGAGCCAGGCGUAGCAGGGGUGCUGGAGCCAGAGGGGCCAUUCUUGAGAAGCACAGUGAGGGCUGUAAAGCAGGAGACAUUGGAGCCAGAGGGGCCAUUCCUGAGAAGCGCUGUGAGGGCUACAAAGCAGGAGAUGCCGGAGCCAGGCAUAACAGGGAUGUCGGAGUCGGAGAGGCCCUUCUUGAGAAGUGCUGUGAAGGCUGUAAAGCAAGAGAUGCUGGAGCCAGGCAUAGCAGGGAUGUCGGAGUUGGAGAGGCCCUUCUUGAGAAGUGCUGUGAGGGCUGUAAAGCAGGAGAUGCUGGAGCCAGGCAUAGCAGGGAUGCUGGAGCCAGAGGGGCCGUUCCAGAGAAGUGCUGGAGAGAACAUUCCCUGGAUCCCGGAGCAGGGCAGAGCUGGCGGAAGCCAGCACCGGGCAGUGAGGAGGAACCCUCCACGGAGGAGGCAGGGUAAGAACAGCCGCUAUGACCCCCCGCCGGGGAGGCAAGGGGGCAGCCCCCUGCGGGACAUCACUGUGCCCCAGAGCGCAGCUGCAGGGGGGCCACCCCACACGUGUGCCACCUGCGGAAAGAGUUUCAGCCGCCGCUCCAAGCUGAGCUCCCACCAGAGGAACCACACUGGAGACAAACCCCACAGCUGUGGGGACUGUGGGAAGGGCUUCCUGUGGCGCUCGGACCUGCUCCGGCACCAGCUCAUGCACACGGGGGAGCGUCCCCACCACUGCCCCCAGUGUGGCCGCGGCUUCAGCCGGGCCUCACGGCUCCUGCAGCAUCAGAGAGUCCACACGGAAGCCAGCCAUGGAAUGGAGGGCAGCCCGGUGCCGAGUGCGCUGCAGGGAGUCCACGGGGAGCCUGGCCACGGAGUGGGGCAGAGCCCGGGGCUGAGUGAGGGGCUGGGAGUCCACACGGAGCCUGGCCACGGAGUGGGGCGGAGCCCGGGGUUGAGUGAGGGGCUGGGAGUCCACACGGAGCCUGGCCACGGAGUGGGGCGGAGCCCGGGGUUGAGUGAGGGGCUGGGAGUCCACACGGAGCCUGGCCACGGAGUGGGGCGGAGCCCAGGGUUGAGUGAGGGGCUGGGAGUCCACACGGAGCCUGGCCACGGAGUGGGGCGGAGCCCGGGGCUGAGUGAGGGCCGGGAAGUCCACGGGGAGCCUGGCCACGGAGUGGGGCAGAGCCCGGGGCUGAGUGAAGGGCUGGGAGUCCACACGGAGCCUGACCACAGCAUGGGGCGGAGCGCAGGGCUGAGCGAGGGCCGGGGAGUUCAUGUGGAGCCCAGCCAUGGAGUGGUACGGAGCCUGGGGCUGAGUGAGGGGCUGGGAGUCCAUGCGGAGCCUGGCCAUGGAGCAGAGAGGACCUGGGCUCUGACUACGCUGCAGAGAAGCCAUGUGGAGCCUGCCCAUGGAGGGGAGGGCAAUGUGGCACAGAGCCCAACCUUGUUUGCACUGCAGGGAGUCCAUGGAGAACCCUGCCAUGGAGCAGGGUGGAGCCCGGUGCUCACUACACUGCAGGGCAGCCACGUGGAGCCUGGCCACAGAGUGGGGCGGAGCCCGGGGCUGAGUGAGGGGCUGGGAGUCCACACAGAGCCUGGUCAUGGAGUGGGGCGGAACCUGGGGCUGAGUGAAGGCCUGGGAGUCCACACAGAGCCUGGCCAUGGAGUGGGGCGGAGCCCGGGGCUGAGUGAGGGGCUGGGAGUCCACAUGGAGCCCGGCAAUGGAGCAGAGAGGACCUGGGCUCUGACUACGCUGCAGGGAGUCCAUACAGAGCCCUGCCACGGGGCGGGGUGGAGCCCAAUGAUGACUACACUGCAAAGAAGCCAUGUGGAGCCUGCCCAUGGAGGGGAGGGCAAUGUGGCACAGAGCCCAACCUUGUUUGCACUGCAGGGAGUCCAUGGAGAGCCCUGCCCCGGAGCGGGGUGGAGCCCGGUGCUCACUACACUGCAGGGCGUCCACGCAGAGCCCGGCCAUGGAGCGAGGUGGAGCCCAGUGCUAACUACAUUGCAGGGAGUCCACGUGGAACCCUGCCACGGAGCAGGGUGGAGCCCGGUGCUCACUACGCUGCAGGGCGUCCACGCAGAGCCAGGCCAUGGACCGGGGUGGAGCCCGAUGCUCACUACACUGCAGGGUGUCCAUGCAGAGCCAGGCCACGGAGCAGGGUGGAGCCCGAUGCUCACUACACUGCAGGGCGUCCAUGCAGAGCCAGGCCACAGAGCAGGCUGGAGCCCUGUGCUCACUACGCUGCCGGGUGUCCACGGAGAGCCCUGCCAUGGACAAGAAUGGAGCCCAGCCCUGAGUGCAUUGCAGGGCAUCCACGGGGAGCCCAGCCACAGCCCAGAAGGGAACCCGCCGCUGAUUGCCUUGCAGAGGGUCCAUGCGGAGCCCUGGGACAGCGCAGAGGGUAAUGUGGCACAAUGCCCAACCUUGUUUGCACUGCAGAGAAUUCAGGCAGAGCCCUGCUACAGCACUGAGGGACCCACGGCCCAGAGGCUGGAGCUGAUUGUGCUGCAGAGAGUCCACGGGGAGUCCUGCCAUGGAGCAGAGGGGAGUUCAGGCCUGAUUGCCCGGCAGGGAGUCCAUGGGGAGCCCUGCCACGGCACCGAGCAGAGCCCGGCACUGAGUGCAGUGCAGACAGUCCACGGGCAGCCCUGCCACGGGACCGAGCAGAGCCCGGCACUGAAUGCAGUGCAGACACUCCACGGGCAGCCCUGCCACGGGACCGAGCAGAGCCCGGCACUGAAUGCAGUGCAGACACUCCACGGGCAGCCCUGCCACGGCACUGAGCAGAGCCCGGCACUGAGUGCAGUGCAGACAGUCCACGGGCAGCCCUGCCACGGCACCGAGCAGAGCCCGGCACUGAGUGCAGUGCAGACAGUCCACGGGCAGCCCUGCCAUGGGACCGAGCAGAGGCCGGCACUGAGUGCAGUGCAGACAGUCCACGGGCAGCCCUGCCACGGCACUGAGCAGAGCCCGGCACUGAGUGCAGUGCAGAUGGUCCAUGGGGAGCCCUGCCACGGAGCAGAGAGUCCCGUGGCCCAGAGCCUGGCACUGGCUGCACUGCAGUGUCUCCAGGCUGGAGAGGCUCAAUGUGUCAUUGCUGAGCGAGGGGGAGGCCUGGCCGAGACCCCCCCAUCCCCCGCAGCCUUGGUGCAGGAUAAUCCCUUCCAAUGUCCCGAAUGCCGAAAGUGCUUCGGCCGCAGCUCGUACCUGGUGAAGCACCGCCGGAUCCACGGGGCGGGGAAGCCCCACCAGUGCCCCCAGUGUGGCAAGUGCUUCAGCCAGCGCUCAUACCUCUGCAAGCACCGCCGCAUCCAUGCCGCCGCAGCCGGCAAACCCCACGAGUGUGCGCUGUGCGGCAAGCGCUUCAGCCUUCGGUCCUACCUCUGCAAACAUCGCCGCAUCCACACGAGAUAGACCCGGUCCCCGGGCCUGGGAGCCACAGCAGCCCUGCACGGGCCCUGCACGGCCCUGGAGCCAAGGGGACGCUGCCCCGGAGCCAUGGUACAAGCAGCCCAUGGAGCGUGCCGUCAGAGCCCACGGCAUGGGAGCACUACCGGCUGAGCUGGCAGGCACGCGGUGCGAGAGGGAGCGCUGGGUGAGGCUGGGUCCUUAUGGGAGUGGUUGGUGGGAACAUAGGGGAGAACUUUCUGUGCCAUGUUCUGUAACGUUUUUGGUCAAUAAAUGGUUUUGAAGAAGGGGAAAUGCUCCCUUGUAAA